UGUGCCUUUCAUCACAAUCUGAGGCUUGGUUUUGAUCAACGCUGUAGCCAUCAUUAUUAACACAUCUUCAAAGGUUUAAUUUGAAAUAAUAAUCCUUUUCAGUUUUCAACUCUGAUAGACAACAUAAACAAAGAUGGAAAAGAUUCUGUUUUCUUUAAUUAUUUCUGCAACUGUGUUUCUAAGAGUUUAUGGGAAUAGCACAACUACUACAAGCACACAACCGACAAAGGAAAUAUACAGUACAAGCAAUUUAUCUGUUACCAGCAGCACAAUUACAAAUACAAAGUUGAUAAGUGAUUCACAAACGGCUUCUUCAUGUAUUAGUGAUACAAAGGAUCAGUCAAAUGAGAAUUCCUGGCUGUCACAAAUUUUGGAAUCACCAACAAACAUCAUAAUAGGUGUGUUGGUCGUUGUUAUCCUAAUUCAACUGAUCAUCAUAAUAGCCUUUGGAAAAAAGUUGUGCUUUCUUAAGAAUAUCCAAAAGAAAACAAAAGAACUGAGCACCACUGGGCUACCAGUCAGUAUUCCAAGUGAGGAUGCUAUGCCCAUGCACAAUGAAAACCAAAUAAGUCUGGCAGAGCCCACAGAAACAGAAAUAAUGUUGGAAGAAAUGAGAACCACUGAACCCGUAGAGAAUGAUAAACCUGUUCAAGGAGACCAUGACUGUGAUGGAACAUUGGCAGAAGAUGUCCUACUUCCACCUCCACCCCCGGAGGAUGUGUUUCCUACACCACAAGAUAACCUUCAUAAUCCAGUGGAUGAAACCAUUCUUACUCUUAAUGACACAAAAGAAAUGCAAGAUCUCAUCCUUGAAGUCUAAAGUAGUUUAUAUGUUUAGACUGCUGGAAGAAAUUUCAUUGUUCAAUCAAAAAAGGCUUAAAAACAAAAAUGUCACUUCUGCCAAUAUUCUCUAUGGGGCUACACACCUGAAUGAAAACCAUCUCCAUAAGCAAAGCUUAUUUGUCAAGAACUAUGCUGCCAGAAGCAAACAGAAGAAAAACUAACAUUAUAUAUUAUUAUCUUGUGCAGCUCUGUAAAGGAGUAUG
Molecule: messenger RNA, 1046 nt
Organism: Polypterus senegalus (gray bichir)
Lineage: Eukaryota; Metazoa; Chordata; Cladistia; Polypteriformes; Polypteridae
Exons: 2
Coding region: 134-820 (228 amino acids)
Source: RefSeq, a predicted model, not a curated record